AGCACAACCAGAGACCCGAAGGCCUAAAUCUUCUGCGCUGGGUUUUCUCCUCUUGUCCACAAUGAGCUCUCUUCCUCCUCCGUCCUCCAUGGAUUCUCCCACCCCCUCCACUCCCCCCUACCACCGCUCCCCCGAUCCCCGCCUCCGAAGCCGAACCCCCUCCCGCCUCGCCGUCUCCUUCGAAGACGACCACACCGAGAGCCACGCCAGCCCCGUCGCCACCCCUCCAUCGAGAAAGAAGCCCACGGCGUCGCUGCAUCAUCACCUCUCCGUCCACCCUUGCAGCCCUAUCUCCCUCCAAGAACUCCUCCUUCUCUCCCCCUCUGCUCAUCGGAGGCCCAGGCAGCGGCUCGUGGCAGAAGAGAAACUUGAUCAGGCCGUGGCCCAUCGCAAGAAAGGAAAGAGCAGGGCUGCUGCUUCCGCUGCGUCGCCGAGGAACGUUCGAAGGGCUCGGAGACGGCUGGAGAAGGAGAUCGUUAGAGAGGAGAGGGAGUUGGGUCCUCCGGAAGAUGAUGUCGGGAGGGCAAGAAAGCGGAGGCAGAGCCGGCCAAAGGUUACUCAGAAGGAGAGGCUGAGUUUGGUGGUUUCCAUCCCUUCUCCCGGUCCAUUGCCGAAAGCAGCAGAACUCGAGAAUGUUGAUGGCCAGACUAGGCUCGACAGCCUCGGAGAGCGGAUCUUGGAACUGAUAAUGUGGAAGAAUGUUGCAAAGUCCACCUUAUGGUUUGGAUUCGGAUCGAUAUUCUUCUUAUCUUCUUGUUUUUCGAGGGAUUAUAAUUUCAGUAUCAUCUCCGUGUUUUGUCAUUUGGGUAUCUUAAUUUUGGGCUUCAACUUCUUCAAAAAUUCUAUUCCACAAAGGCAGCAGCUGAAGUGGAAAGGGAACCUUCAGUUGAUGGAAGAGGACAUUCUUCGUGUCACUCGAGUAGUGUUGCCGAUUGCCAAUGCUGCUCUGGCAAAGACCCAAGAGAUUUUCUCUGGCGAGCCAUCCAUGACUCUCAAGGUGGCACCUAUUCUUCUAUUUGGGGCCAAGUACGGCCACUUGAUAACCCUGUGGAGGCUUUUGGCAACUGGUAUAGCAAAUGGUUUUUUCUUGAGUUUCACCGCCCCAAAACUGUACUCUUGCUACUCACAGCCAAUACAUAGGAGAGUUGAGAACACGAGAAAUUGGAUUCAGGAAGCAUGGGAAUCUUGCCCACGCAAGAGAUUUAUAGCAGCAUCAGCAGCCACUGUAUUCUGGAAUUUGUUUAGUGUCAGGGCACGCAUCUUCGCAGCAUUCAUCUCUGUAGUGAUACUCCGGUAUCACCAUCAACAACGAAUGGGAGAAGAAGAGAAUGGUGAAAAGGAAAGCAGGGAAGCAGACCAACAGCAAGCAAUAGUUCUAGCAGAGUAAAAGUCAUUUCAUGCAACUGGAGUAGGCAACCUCCAAGAACAUAGCAGCUUAAAGUGUGCCUGUAUCAUAUAUUUCCUUUAGUCUGUAUGCUUGCCAUAAUGUAUUGCUGAGAUUCAGAGGUAGAUGGACUACACAAUUAACAGGGUUGUAGUGAGUUGUUUGUUGCAUAUAGUAUCUCAUUCCCAAAGCACACUGCAGUUUGAAGCUAAAUAACCAUCCUGUGCUCCAAAGUCUGAAUUAUGAACAAAUGAUUCACUUUCAUUUUAAUAGUUCAACAUUAUAGCACUUGAUAGGGCAGUGCAAGCCAAGAAUCUGAAGAGAAGGAAACUGUGAGAUCUCUUUAGAACCGGUAAAAAUUGACCAUAGUAAUCGAGGCAGUGCAAGCCAAG
Elaeis guineensis (African oil palm) is the source of this 1776-nucleotide messenger RNA. RefSeq names its product reticulon-like protein B17. Lineage: Eukaryota; Viridiplantae; Streptophyta; Magnoliopsida; Arecales; Arecaceae. The record is from RefSeq and is a predicted model, not a curated record.